AAAGGAACUCUCACUUUCCAUUACAGAGUCCCUCUACCAUUUCUUAACCAUACUUAACCAUCAACUAAACCUUCUUCAAAUUUAUCAAUCUUAUGCAUCUCUCCGGCCACCGAUCUGAACCACUCUUCACCAUCUUCUUCAACCACCAUAAACUGAAAAACUAAAAGAAAUCAAUUAAUCAUGUUAACCACUCAGAGUCACCAUCACGACUAUGACCAAAGCGACGAUGAACAUGUCCGCGACAUCCACGCCUUGACUCCUCCACACCCUCAGCCGGUCUCCACCUCAGGCCCCAGCCGUAGGCGGUGGGACACCAGCGGCAGCGUCAGAUCAUCUUCUUUGUCCAUGGCCAGCGAGGUCAGCACAGAGAACUUCACAUCCAUAAGCCGAGAAUUCAGCGCUCUUGUCCUCGCCGGAUCCACAAUAAACGCCGACUCGGUAAGUGGUGACGGCAACAAUAACAACUCCAACAGCAACAACAGUAAUAGCCAUAAUUUGCGUAGGAUUGGGGAGGAUCACGAGUUGCCAGAGGGGGAAGAGACUAAUCCUUUGGCGAUUGUUCCGGAUUACAGUAAUCCGUUAGAUGUUCCGGGGGAGGUGGGAGGAGUUAGUGGUCGUGUCGGUGGUGGUGAGUUGUCGGUGCAGAGGGUGAAGAAAGAGGAGGUGGAGACAAGGAUAUCGGCAUGGCAGAACGCGAAGAUUGCAAAGAUUAAUAAUAGGUUUAAGAGAGAGGAUGCUGUGACUAAUGGUUGGGAAUCAGAGCAAGUUCACAAGGCUAAUUCUUGGAUGAAGAAAGUUGAGAGGAAGUUGGAGGAGAAAAGAGCAAGAGCACUAGAGAAGAUGCAGAAUGAUGUGGCAAAAGCAAGAAGAAAAGCAGAGGAGAAGAGGGCUUCUGCUGAGGCUAAGAGAGGAACAAAAGUUGCUAGGGUUCUUGAAAUAGCCAAUUUAAUGAGAGCUGUUGGUAGACCCCCUGUCAAGCGUUCUUUCUUCUAAACCCUUCUUAACUUACUAUUAAUCCUGCAAAUAUUGUAUGGGUUCCUUCACUUUUUGGACUUUUAGGAACCCUAAUUAUUGAUGGGGUUGUAUUUUGAGUGUUUUCAUGUGUAUUGAUGAAGGUUUUGAGGACUUGUCUUUGGUGAUGUUAUGUGAAACAACUUUCUUGUUUCUUGCGCAAAGAUUCACCAUAGCA
Tripterygium wilfordii is the source of this 1189-nucleotide messenger RNA. RefSeq names its product remorin 4.1. Bases 181 to 993 code for a protein of 270 amino acids. Lineage: Eukaryota; Viridiplantae; Streptophyta; Magnoliopsida; Celastrales; Celastraceae. The record is from RefSeq and is a predicted model, not a curated record. The transcript is spliced from 2 exons.